GUAGCCAUCUCUGAUAGUAAUGAAGAUGCGAAAAGGAAUCAACAGUUUGCGAUUCUGCCUUUCACAACGGUGAAAUUAUGAGAUUUUUCAUGCGAGGUGAAAGUGCGAGAAGCGAACAAAGUCAUGGAUAGACAUCGUUCGACGCGGAUCAACGGAAAGUUCUAGCUCCUUUUAUCGCAACGAAUGAAGCGAUCUACAUUUUAUGUGACUUAUGGUUUAUGCGCCCCACCGUUUUCUAAUGUCUGUUUACGACUACGAUGACUUCAUAGUUCUUGAUGGUUCUCCCGAUUAGACCGCGAGCGAAUAUAUCGCGCCUCGGGAUAUCAUAUAGAUCAUAUUCUUACGAAGCACGAGUCAGACAGCUUUAAUUGAUAGAAUAUUCUCUUGGCUCGAGUAGAAAUUUUGGGACCUCGUCAAAAGUUUCCACUCAGAAAUUAUUCCUUCGAGCUUUGUUUUUCAACGAUCCUCCCGGUGAAAUGAAUUUUUCAUAUUUUGUAUGUCGUUAGAAAUUGAUGCAGCGUUUAGUUUAUUAUGAGAAGCGCACUUGUUUUUAUCCUUUACAAAGAAUAACAAGUAGAUUUUGAGCGAGAUUAUUUGUGAUAAACGAGCUACAAGUUAUUAGUAAUUUUUGUGCCUUGAUACGGGUUCCUCUUUCUCCGAGCAAAGAAAGCAGCAUGAAUAAAAACGGACCACCACCACCAUACGAGUCUCCUCCGUACGCACCGCCUAGUUAUGCUCAGUGCGUGGGCGGAGUUCCACCAGCCAGUCCAUUUACUCCGGCAGAAGCAUAUGCCAAUGGACCUACCAUUGUCACAACAAUCGUACCAUUAGGACCAGGACCGACCCACACUAUCUGUCCUCACUGCCAUGCAGAAAUUGACACGACGACUAAAACCGAGCCUGGAAUGAUUGCCUAUGUUUCCGGCAUUAUUAUUGGAUUGCUAGGGUGUUGGUUAGGGUGCUGUUUAAUUCCCUGCUGCAUCGACGAGUGCAUGGACGUACACCAUACUUGUCCAAACUGCAAGGCUUACCUGGGACGUCAACGACGGUAGAUUCAUCGUGUACCAAACAUCGAUUAUGCUGCUCUUGAAAUUCUGUCACAGAAUUUCAAGAGCCUCCACGACAUGGAAUGCACGUUGCGUACGAUCGAUCGUUCCUUCGUUCGUUCGUUCGUUCGUUCGUUCGUUCGUUCGUUCGUUCGUUCGUACGAACCCAAGACUCUGGUGAUUUUUGAAUUCGUAGAGUUAUUCUUUCAUAAUUCCGACACCAAUGGUCUUUUUAUAGUCACAGAGCUGCAUAUUGGUCGUGAAUCCAAGUCUGGUUAAGUGAGGUUGCAGUUGCCACGUAGAGGUAACGAAUUUUAGUCGAAUCGUUAAGGACGCAGACACGAAUUGUCUGGACUCGGAGUGGGAAUAUCUACUUACAGAUAGGGAAGCAUCAGAAAAUAAAUUUACAAGAGCAUCUUUCACCGAAGACCCGUCACUAAGCUCGGAUUCGUCAAGGUGCGCAAAUGUUUCGUCGGUAUCCAACAACCCAGCGCCAUGUGCAUUUCUUUUAUAUUUUUUUUCGGUUUAUCGUAACCGUAGUAAUACGUUAUCGCGUCCUUGAUAUAUACUUUGGUUUUCUUUCUAUUUAUUUUGGCAAAUCCAGAGCAGCGUACCAAGAGUUUCGGUUAGGUUACACGCGAAGGAAAUCGAAAAUUUCUCUCUCCGUCCACUUAUAAGUUUUGCAGAUAUUAACAGAUAUCGAGGUCCAAUUACAAGCGUAAGUUCGAUCGUCGAAUCAUGGUUACGCACAGCUCGUAAGGAUAUCUUUCCGUGGAGUCGGAAGGUCAAAAAAAGAAAAUGUGCUCGGGUAACGGAGAAAUCUCUUAAAAUAGAUAAUUUUUUUCUCGACUUUCAUGUCCAGCGUAACGUUUUUUCAUCAGAGGUACGGAUACGUAAUUAUCGAAGAAUAAUAAUAUAUGAUAAUAUUAAAAACGCGAAGGGAAGAAUAACACGAUAACAACGAGAAACAAGGGUGUUCCGUACCCAGAUAUACGAUAGGAAGAUUCGAUUAUUCCGCAGGUAUAUAUACGUCGCAGGAUUUGGGACGAAUCGCCCAUUUAAAUACCUCUAAGUGCCCGAUUAACGUUAAUUAAACUGGUCGCGACGUUUAACGGACCACAACGAGUCAAAUGAAACGCCGUAUCAACGAAUAGCUGCGAUGUAAUAUCUUUCUUCAGAAUUAUCGAACGGGAAAGAACGUCCAAUUUACGUAGAAUCAAUUUCUCUCCUGCACAAAUGACAUUCUUCGGAUAUGGUUUUUAACUCGUCGAUAUCAAUAUCACCGUAGUAGUAAUAUCGCGAUAGAGCAGCUAAGUUUUACAGUGCGAUUCCGUCCGAUCGCGAGGCAAUUGUAUUCGUCGACACCAUUAAUCUCCGAAUAAAUAUUUAUCGACUGGCA
Molecule: messenger RNA, 2445 nt
Organism: Orussus abietinus
Lineage: Eukaryota; Metazoa; Arthropoda; Insecta; Hymenoptera; Orussidae
Product: cell death-inducing p53-target protein 1
Exons: 4
Coding region: 675-1052 (125 amino acids)
Molecular function (GO): zinc ion binding
Source: RefSeq, a predicted model, not a curated record